This is a messenger RNA of Paramecium octaurelia, 1625 nucleotides long. Lineage: Eukaryota; Ciliophora; Oligohymenophorea; Peniculida; Parameciidae. The record is from the annotation of a GenBank genome assembly.
AUGAAACAAACUCUUCCAGUGCUUGCCCAUUUUGAAAAGAGUUCAGAUGAAAUUGCAAGUAAUCUAAGCGAUAUUAUACAAUAGAAUAUUUUGCAUUAAAAUAUGGAAACAAUUACCAUAUAAUAAAACAAUUGCAAAACCAAAGAAAAUAAAUUGAAACUCCUAUGCUAGAGGCUAAAAGAACAUUGAGGACAAUAGAAUAAGAAUGUGAUGGACUCAAGAGAAGUAAUUCUAAAUAAUCAGAACGCAUGAAAGCAACAUCUACUUUCAAUUUCUCUAGACCUGGUAGUUAAUUUGAUACAUUCAUUCAGAGUACUCAACAUUUUGACUUAAAUUCUGGAUAACUUUUGCUCUAGAAUAUCAAAUAGAUUAUGGAGAGUUUGUCAACUAAAGAGGACCCUCCAAAUUUCUAAUUAUAUUGGGAAUCCGUUUAUAUGUUUAAAUGGGAACAAUAUUUACAUUGUUUUGUUAGACCUUUAACACAAAAAAUAAUUUAAGAAUCAAUAUUUUUGAGUGACAUAGUAAUUUCAUUUAUUUAAUGUUAAAUGAAAGAAAAUUUACUUAAUAAUUCUUAAGAGCAUUAAUAAGAAAUGAUAGUAUUAACAAAACUUUUAUUGGAAAACUUCUGUCAUUUUUUAAAGAAAAUAUUGACACAAACUAAAUAAUAGAAUACUUUAGUUGUAUAAUUACAGACUAAAAUCGAUUUAAUACUGUGUAAAAAUAACCCUUGCAUUAGUUUUAUUUAAGAAUUAAAAAAGAAUAAUAGUUUCAUCAAAACAAUUAUUGAUAAGUUAUUAUAAAUUGAUAAUCCGAAUAUAUAGCCUGUAAUUAUUACUUGUAGAUAUUAACUAAGUCAAAUAAAGUCAUUAGACAUAUAAACUAGUAGACCAUAAUUAGUUAAUGCUAUCUAUUUAUCAACCAGUGUUAGUUAAUAACCAGAAUAAUAUUAAUCGCCAUUAAAAACCUUAUUCAAAGUACCUCAUUAAUAAUAAUACGUGAUGCAUUUAAGAUAAUCAUACAGUAAUUUAGAGCCAGUUGAAGUUCCAUUUAUUAAAACACCAUUUCAGCACUCUUUAUGUGUAAUAUUAGAUCUAGAUGAAACCCUGGGUCAUUAUGUAUGACAUAAAUAAUAAGUUUAGAAUGAUAAGAUUGGCAAAUUCAUAAGGAGACCAGGAUUGGUUGAGUUAUUACAAGGAAUAAAAGAACAUUGUGAAAUAGUAAUUUUUACGGCUGGUUUGCAGAGUGUAUAUAUAUAAUAUAUUAUAAAGUAUGCAGAUCAUGCGAUAGCAGAGUUAUAAUGUGAUGAAUACAUAGAUUAUCGAUUGUAUAGACCACACACUACUUUUAAUGGGAAUAAUUUUGUUAAAGUAUUUAAAUAAUGAUUCAAUUAGGACAUAAGCAAAGUAGGUAGACCUUUGGAGAGAACAAUAAUAGUUGACAAUACACCUACAAAUUAUGAAUAAUAGUAGGACAAUGGACUUUUGGUGUCAACAUGGAUUGAUUAAGAGGAGGACAAAGAAUUGUUAGAGUUAAAGGAUUUGAUAAUAAGAAUAGCCUAGACAAAAACUAAAGAUGUGAGAAAAGCUUUGAAAAAAUAUAGAGAUUACAUCAGUAGACAUAAGUGA